Pochonia chlamydosporia 170 is the source of this 729-nucleotide messenger RNA. RefSeq names its product v-SNARE protein. The record is from RefSeq and is a predicted model, not a curated record. Bases 1 to 729 code for a protein of 242 amino acids. Gene Ontology annotation, biological process: vesicle fusion; endoplasmic reticulum to Golgi vesicle-mediated transport. The transcript is spliced from 2 exons. Gene Ontology annotation, molecular function: SNARE binding; SNAP receptor activity. NCBI's taxonomy places the organism in Eukaryota, Fungi, Ascomycota, Sordariomycetes, Hypocreales, Clavicipitaceae. Gene Ontology annotation, cellular component: ER to Golgi transport vesicle membrane; late endosome membrane; Golgi apparatus.
AUGAACGUGCAAUACAACUCUGCCCUACGGCAGAGUAAAUCGAUCCGCCACGAGCUUGACACCCUCAACUCCAAGGGAUCCUCCACACCAGGCGAGAUUGGCAAUGUAUCAGCGUCAGUGUCGUCAUUCACCAAAACCAUCGACGAAUACAACCGCCUUGCACGACAAGAAAUUUUUCCUAAGAAACAAGAAGAGGCUUUCGAGCGCGUGAAACGCUUUCGCGAUGACCUCUCUGAUUUUCGAUCCCAAAUCGACGGCCUGAAGAGAGCCAGGGAAGAUUCGCAAUACCAAAACAACAAAACAGAGCUUCUAGGUCGACGACCGUACAACGCUACGCCCGAGAACCCAUACGCAAACGCAUCAACAGACAACAACUCAUCAUACUAUGCUCAGAACACACCAUACACAGCCGGGCCGCUGACGACGGGAUCUGGAGACGAAGUGCGGGAGUCGCAUGCUUUCCGAGAACAAGCCUUCUUUGCGCAGACUCACUCAGCCUUGGACGAGUACAUUGCUAGAGGCCAAGCCGUCCUGGGUGACCUCGGCCAACAGAGGGAGAGACUCAAGAGCACGCAGAAGCGAUUAUACAGCGUUGGUAACACGUUGGGUAUCAGCGGUGACACCAUCCGCAUGGUGGAAAGACGGGCUCGGCAAGAUAAGUGGAUAUUCCUGGGUGGCGUCGUUGUAUUCUUUACGUUCUGCUGGUUGGUGUUGCACUACCUGCGGUGA